UUACAGAGUGGUGCGCGAAUCAACAUAUCAGAAGGGUCCUGCCCUGAACGAAUUGUAACAAUAACAGGACCAACAGAUGCCAUUUUUAAAGCAUUUUCAAUGAUUGCACUAAAAUUUGAAGAGGAUAUCAAUGCUUCCAUGACAAACAGCACAGUAACAAGCAAACCACCUGUAACUCUACGGCUAGUUGUGCCUGCAAGCCAGUGCGGAUCUCUUAUAGGAAAAGGGGGGUCUAAAAUUAAAGAAAUCAGAGAGUCUACAGGUGCUCAAGUUCAAGUAGCAGGGGACAUGCUGCCCAAUUCAACAGAACGUGCGGUUACUAUAUCAGGCACUCCUGAUGCAAUCAUCCAGUGUGUUAAACAAAUUUGUGUUGUUAUGUUAGAGUCCCCGCCAAAAGGUGCCACCAUUCCUUAUCGCCCAAAGCCUGCCUCUGGACCUAUUAUUUUUGCUGGAGGCCAGGCAUUUGCAAUUCAGGGGCAGUAUGCUAUUCCACAUCCAGACCAGUUGACCAAGCUUCACCAGUUGGCUAUGCAGCAUACCCCUUUUACUCCCCUUGGGCAGACCACCCCUGGUUUCCCUGGUACGUGCAUGCCACUGGUAAACUUUGCCCAUGACUUCUUGUUGCUUUUAAUCUUCAUAGGACUGGAUGCCACUUCUCCAACCAGUUCUCAUGAACUUACCAUUCCAAAUGAUCUAAUAGGCUGCAUUAUUGGGCGACAAGGUAGCAAGAUUAACGAAAUCAGGCAGAUGUCAGGAGCACAGAUCAAGAUCGCAAAUGCUUCAGAAGGCAAUGGUGAAAGGCAAGUUACAAUCACAGGAUCUCCAGCAAAUAUCAGCUUAGCACAGUACCUCAUUAAUGCCAGGUAA
Messenger RNA from Staurois parvus, 867 nucleotides. The record is from the annotation of a GenBank genome assembly. NCBI's taxonomy places the organism in Eukaryota, Metazoa, Chordata, Amphibia, Anura, Ranidae.